AUGGCCAUGGUGCAGCCGGUCGACAUGGCCGUCAAGGCCAACCAGAUCCUCGCGCGCUUCCGCCCCAUCGCGCCCAAGCCGGCCGCCCUGCCCACGUCGCCCGCAAUCGACGGCGCCGCCGCGGUCGCCGCCAACACCGUGCUCUGCCACCUGCAGACCAGGCCGUGCCGUGCCCGCAAGCGCGGGCGCCAGAACGUGGCACCGGUCUCCCCGUCCUCGUCCGCCAAGAGGAAUAAGAGGCCCGUGUACCCGAUGCCGCUCCGGUGCGCGGCGGCCGCGGCCACCGACGCGGCGGUGGCCACGGCGACGAGGGCGCACGUGUCCGUCGCCGUCCCACCCACUGCAUGCAUGCCCCUGGCAUCGCUCUCGCCGGGUGCGGCAGGCCAGGACGAGGAGGAGGAGGAGCGGGACGUCCCCGUGGAGCGCGACCUGCUGCGGAAGCUACUGGAGCCCAAGGUGAUCUCGCCGCGGGCGGUGCGCCCCGUGGGAUCCACCAUCCACAUCGCCUCCGUCGCCGUCCACGCCGCAUGCACCGACGCCACAGGCUCCACCGCCUCGUCCAAGACGGCGGAGGAGGUGGAGGCGGAGCUGGAGGCCGACGCGCUCCCGGCGGUGGUCUCGGACUCCAGCAACCGCGUCCGCCUCGUCAACGACAAGUACAAGGAGAUGGUGGGCGCGCCCGAGUGCACCUGGCUCGGCGCGCUCGCCAGGAGGAUCAGCGGCGAGGUUGCCCUUGUGGUGCCGGCCCAGCAGCCGGACACCCGCGGGGGGUUCUCCUGCGCGGCCAAGAUCGAGUGGGAGCGCGGCGGCGGCGAGCGGGCGUCCGUGCAUGCGGCGUGCGACGUCACCCGGCUGCACUGCGACUCCAGAGACUACAUUUACGCCUGGAGGUUCCGCACCGCCGACGCAUCAUCCUCCGUCAGCACCCACCGCUCCGGCGACGCAUGA
Lolium rigidum is the source of this 948-nucleotide messenger RNA. RefSeq lists its product as uncharacterized. The transcript has a single exon. Lineage: Eukaryota; Viridiplantae; Streptophyta; Magnoliopsida; Poales; Poaceae. Bases 1 to 948 code for a protein of 315 amino acids. The record is from RefSeq and is a predicted model, not a curated record.